AUGAUUGACGUCACGGAAGCGUCAACGUCACCUGUCUUUACCUGUUCUGUCUCGUGGUGUGGAUCAAGCACUUGCGUUCACUUAGUUGUUCCCGUACCGGUGCUGCUCUGGAGCAAAGGGAGGCAGGACCACAUCCUGGAGGAACUACGACUACCUUACGCUUCACCAAAUAAGAACAAGGAUACUACAUCUGCUUCACCAAGCUUUCAGCUUUGAUCUAACAACCAGGGUCAGAGCCCUUUAAAUUGGGCGCAACCUUUGCUCCAGUUGUCCCGCCUACACACUUCACACUCCCAUAACCCUCAGAGUAUUGCUCCACCCCACCCCAGCCUAAUUAUGGGCACCCUGUCUCACCAUGAGAAGGCCUACAUCUCCUUAACCUCAGGCCUGAAAGAGCUAGACCUUCGAGGGCCGGCCAUCCCAAGCGACCUGGUCCUGAUAGGAGACCACGCCUUCCCUCUGGCCAUGAACGCCCAAGGCCAGGUGCUGAUGGCUGCCUCCCUCUUUGGGCGUGGACGCAUGGUAGUCCUGGGUCACGAGAGCUACCUGACUGCCUUCCCCGCCCUGGUGGAGAACGCCCUCACCUGGCUCAGGGGCGAUGGAUCUGAAAACCCCCUGGUUGGUAUUCACCAGAGCUGUAAGCCAGUGGCGGAUAACCUCUGCCGGUCCGUGUUCCAGGCCCAGAUGGUGGGGGGCUUCCUCCAAGACCUGGGGGUGGGGGUGUAUGUGGUGGAUGCCUACAGCAUGGCUCCUGAUGUGAAGUCCCUGGUGGAGUUUCUGAAAGCUGGAGGGGGGCUGUUGAUCGCAGGGCAGGCCUGGUCCUGGGCUGGACAACACCCCAAGCAAGACGUUCUGAAGGCCUUCCCAGGGAACCAGGUGCCCAGCGUGGCGGGGAUCUACUUCUCUGAGCACUGUGGAGAGGUUGAUCUUCUGCCCGUUUAUCCUCAGAUUCCAACCUCCUGGCUGGCUGUGGUAAUUGGCAAGGACUUUAAGGAUGAUUUGGAGUCCCUUCUGCAGGGCGUGUCCGAGUUGGACAUCAGCGGUGGCGCGAUAGCCUCCGAGGUCCUCGUCCACGGCCCUCUGGCCUUCCCCAUUGGCACCACCCCGGACGGACAGGCUUUCCUGGCUGGAGCCUACUAUGGCCGGGGCCGGGUCAUCGUGACCACACACGAGGGCUUCAUGGGCCGGCAGAACCUCGCUCCAUUUUGGAAGAACGCUCUCCGUUGGUUGGAUGAGGGCCGUAACGGGGUUUUUGGAAUCCUGCCAAAACUUGACUACGCCAUGACCCUGUUCAGCCAGAUGGGGGUGACCUGUCAGAAGUCAGACUUCAGCAAGGACCUGAGUGUGUAUGUGUGCACGACUUACAGCAACAAGCAGGCAGAGGAGAUUCAGCAGUUUGUGGCUGAAGGAGGAGGCCUUCUGAUUGGUGGCCAUGCCUGGUACUGGGCCCAGAAUCACCCGGGGCAAAGCCCAAUGAAAGAUUAUGAAGGGAACCACAUCCUGAACAAGAUGGGCUUGAGUGUGCUGGGAUCCACAGUCAAAUCUGGAUGCUACAAGGCUCCCGAUCCCACCAAGGCCUGCAAGGACAACUAUCACUUCCGCCGCAUGUUGCGGCGCUUUGCCAGUCACGUGACCCAGGGGGAGGAGCUUACAGCCCACGAGCUGGUCGGUCUGAAAAAGCUAGGAGGCGACUGUGCCAGCUACCUGAACAUGAAGGCCCACAACUGCCCCUCCUACACCCAGGUGCUGUCCACCCUCACUGAGAUUGUGAUGAGGUCCGGCAUGCCAAAGGUGUGUGGUAGCUGCCCAGUGAGCAGCCCCAAGGACCACCUCCUCCUCAGUAUAGGGGCAGAGGUCUACAAGGUGUGCCCAGAUCCAGACGCUCUCCUGCCCUACCUCAUCGAGGACAACCCAGCCAUGUGUGUGUUCUAUAACUACAGGAUCCCAAUCAAUGUCGACACCGCAGGUUCAGAGUGGAUCAGUACUGGACUCUACCUCUCUCCUGGUAUGAAGACAUACAUGGCUUUCCCUGCACAGAUUGUCAACAAAGGAUGGCAUGUCCAGAUAGGAUGUCAGACCGAUCACCUCCGCCAUGAGACCCUCAAGCGGGCCCCACGCGUCCACGAGCGCUUCCCUGUCACCUCGGAGAUGAUGCAGGUGUGGAACCUGUGGGGGGGGCUCCUGUACAUGGUGACCCCGCCCAAGACGCAGGUGGGAGGUGCAGAGGUCAUGGUGCAGGUGGCUGUUCCUUCCCCCUAUUACAAAUCUGGUGUGACGACACCGGCCGACUGGGCCCUGAUGCGCCAGUCCCCCGCACCCUGGGCAGAGCUGGAGUUUGAGAACAUCAUCUUCACCGUGCCGUCCGAUGCCAUCCGACACCUGGAGCGCCCUGAUGAAGUGGCGGCUCUCUGGAAUAGGAUCAUGCGGGGGAUCGCAGACCUGGCAGCUGUUUCCCACAAAUACCCGCGCAAGGAACGUUUUGUCGCCGAUGUGCAGAUUUCCCACGGUUGGAUGCAUGCAGGCUAUCCCAUCAUGAUGUGCUCCUCUGUGGCCCCAGAACUGGUUAACCCAGAGGCCUCUGGACGCAAAAACCUCUGGGGCUUCAUCCACGAGCUGGGGCACAACCAGCAGAGGGGCUGCUGGGAGUUCAAGCCGAACACCACAGAGUGCACGUGCAACCUGUGGUCGGUGUACGUGAAUGAAGAGGUGCUGGGGAUUAAAAGGGCAGAGGCACAUCCGGCUUUGAAGCCUGAAUCUCGGUUGUCUCGCCAAGAGGAGUACGUCAAGAGUGGCAGAAACCUUGCGAGCUGGACUAUGUGGGUGGCCUUGGAAACGUACCUACAGCUCCAGGAGGCGUUCGGCUGGGCAGCCUUUAAGAAAGUGUUCGCCGCCUACCACGACAUGAGCGACGUGCCCGGGGACAACAAGGGCAAGAUGAACCUGUACACCAAGACCUUCUCCAUGGCCGUGGAGCACAACCUGUGUGCCUUCUUCAAGGCCUGGGGCUGGCCCAUAGAGGCCGCCACUGAGGAGGAGCUGUCCAAGCUACCUCCGUGGACCAACCACCCCAUGGCUCGCUAUCAGUGAACCUUCCUAUUGCUUCUGAAGAAGAGACGGAUGGAAAGCUAUGUUGUGGGACUCAAAGGCUUCUAUUCAUUUCCUUUUUAAGUGCUAUUGCACUAGUUGUGGUUGGUUAGAUUGCACUUUAUAUAUUUUACGCAGAUUUAGUGAGCUAAACUAGAUGUCUUACUUAUGAAGUACUUAAGCUCAGUUGUGUCUAAAAAAAUCGAAUUCUGUUAUUUUUCAUGGGCGAAAUACAUUGGCCUUUGUGUCUUUGGAAGUAUGUUAUUAGCAAUUUUAAAACAAUUUGUCAUGUUCUUAAACAUGGGAUCAGAAUUUUACAUCGUUAUGAAUUAUGUGACCCACAAAAUUAUCCAAAUUGAUAUUUGACGGCAUGGUUCUUAAGAAAUGAAGGGUGUUUUUUCCUCAGAAGGAAGGUCAAUCUUUUUAAAUGUAUCUGUAUUGGAAUAUGUGUAUUUUUUUCUUUGUUUUCCUAUCAAUUAUUACAUUUUACUGUGGGCCUUAUGAUGUGAAACUGAAUCUUUAACACAAUAAGACAAAUUCACCUAAUGUUUCUGUCAGUUCAUCGAAUUGCCUCAGGAAGAGGGUUUGUUCCAUUAUUUAGUAGUGAGAUUAAGAAGUGCAUUAAUAUAUUAGCUACUAAUUGUAAACAGUUUCUCUUUAGGACCAUUGACCCUCUCUAAGCAAAAGGCAGCCUUCGUUAACGUGCAUACCGGUCGACUUUGCAUCUCAAGCCAUUGUCGCUUAUGGUCGUUCAGACAGUGGAGCGCCCCAACUGAUCAAAGGAGGAAGCUCUGCCUCCAAAUGUUGAGGUAUUUUCGUGUAUGCGACAUGGUUGUUGGGCCAUUGUCAAAAACCACACAGGUCAAAAUACAGAGAAAAGAUACAGUGCUAUGAAGGAGAACAGAGAGAGUGGGGAUGAUGGAAAAAUAUGAACGCCUAGAGCAAAACCAGAAUAAUCGUAAUCGAAAAACAAUUUACAUAAAAAAAACAUUAGAUUGAGAAAAGCAUGUUGCAUAAAACCUGGGCUAGGGGUAUGAGCCAGUCAAGGAACUAGUAGAAAGGACAAGCUGGACAGCUAUGGGAGAGGAAUGCAUUUGGAUGUGGCAAGUCAGAUGCCUCAAAAUCCCAGAGCAGUCAUAUUAAUUUCCUGAUAAUCUUUGGCACCUUUGGCGGCUUAUCCUUUGGUAACGGAUGAGUUUUAGGCCCUAAGACCGUGCUAUAAAUUAAGCAAACUUCAGAACUCCCAGUCCAAAUCUAUGGGAGACUUUCUAUAAAACAUCUCAUCUGUCCCCGUACCCGUCGCUAUGGGCGGGCCAGUGGGGGCCAGGCCCUUUCACGCCCUUUCCGGUAGAGCCCAUGGGACCUAUGAAAUCGAAAAAUAUGAGUGGGUUUCAAUGGAGAGAAAGUAAUUAUUUUCUGGUCCGAGUCUUUAUAUUUCCCGGAUUACACAUAUGUUUUUUGUGGAUUUAAAUGAUAAUUUUUCAUGCAAAGAAAACUAAACAUUUUAUAUUCCCUGUAACCCUUAGGGCUGGAAUGUAGAGAAGGCUGAUGUUCUAAUCCAGGUGGAUCUAGUCCUGUGUUCUGAGUCCCAGGCUGUUCUAGCUGUUCCUUUUUGUUCUGACCACAAGACUGUUCUAAUCUAUCUGGUUCUAACUGUCAUUUGAAUGUUAAUUAAAACAUUUUGAAUUAUA
Molecule: messenger RNA, 4775 nt
Organism: Gadus macrocephalus (Pacific cod)
Lineage: Eukaryota; Metazoa; Chordata; Actinopteri; Gadiformes; Gadidae
Product: TRPM8 channel-associated factor homolog
Exons: 12
Coding region: 337-3087 (916 amino acids)
Source: RefSeq, a predicted model, not a curated record